AACUAUUACUAUCGAACAAUUAAUUGCAUUACAAUUAACAGUAUACCGCGGAAAAAUGGAGCGUUGGGUUGGAAAGGUAGCUCUAGUGACGGGUGCGAGUUCCGGUAUUGGAGCUGCCAUUGCAAAAGAGCUGGCUCGGUCAGGUCUUACAACCGUUGGUCUGGCCAGAAGGGUUGAACGGGUUGAAGCGCUUAAAAGUGAACUAACAACGGAAGCUGCUUCCAGGUUGAUCGCGUUAAAGUGUGAUAUAACUAAAGAGGAAGAUAUACUAAGCGCGUUUGCCUUCGUUAAUCGGAGGUUCGGUGGCAUUGCUGUUUUAGUGAAUAAUGCAGGAGUGUCUUCAGAUACGACGGUACUGACGCCAGAAAACACAAAGAAAGUUCGAGAAAUUUUCGAUACCAAUGUAAUUGCAUUGAUACAAUGCAGCAGGGAAGCGUUCCAGUCGAUGAAGAAACAAACGUCGGAGGGUCACAUCAUCAACAUCAACAGCGUUUCGGGUCAUUACGUACUGGACUUACCUCGACAGUCAGUGUACAGUCCGAGCAAGUUUGCCGUAACAGCCCUCACGGAAACAAUGCGUAACGAGUUGAGGAAAGAAAAAACAAAUAUUAAAGUAACGAGCAUUAGUCCAGGAAUAGUAAAAACGGAAAUUUUGGAAGGCGUUCCCGGGGUAGAUCUUAUUCCGACUUUGGAACCGGAGGAUAUAGCCGAUGCCGUACGGUACGUACUGAGUACCCCGCCGAGAGUUCAGAUUCACGAACUAAUGAUUCGACCAAUGGGGGAGCCGUUCUAGUCGUAGAAUGACUGGGUUUUGGUUGAUUAAAGUGAAUCUCGAAAUCGGUUUGGUGAAAGUAAGCGUGGUACGCGGAGUAAUGCCACAAAAUUUAUAACUUAAAAGAAGUAAACAAAUAUUUUUA
Molecule: messenger RNA, 917 nt
Organism: Topomyia yanbarensis
Lineage: Eukaryota; Metazoa; Arthropoda; Insecta; Diptera; Culicidae
Product: farnesol dehydrogenase-like
Exons: 2
Coding region: 56-793 (245 amino acids)
Source: RefSeq, a predicted model, not a curated record